AUGGGUGACUUGACUAUUGUGUCUUUAAUCAACUCUUUCGUUACAUAUAUUCAAAAUAUUGCAAUUUCAUUAGGGUUCUUCAAACUCCAUCCUCCACAUUGGCUCAAAUUAACUGUUGAUUUGAUAAUUCAUUUUGUUACAACAAUAUUCGAUUAUUAUAAUACAUUAACUCAAUUAGAUCAAUCAACUAAACUCGUUGCAAAUUGUAUUAUUUUUCCAUUCGCAAUAUUAUUUUUGGGUCAAUUUUUUAUGGGAGGAAUGGGUAUCAUAAAAGGAAUUUGGUUCAUAAUUGGAGGAUUUGCAUUUGGAUUAGGAAUAAUAGAUCUUGUCUUGUCAAAAGGAAUAUUAAUAAUUUGUCUAGGAGCUGGUGCUACUAUUAUAGUAACUGGAGUUUAUCUUAAGUUAUUUGGUUGUCAUCUAUCUGAAGAGCAUAUAGGAUUCGAACACCUUCCAAGAAGUUGUUUUUUGGGUUUUUUGCAUAUAAUUUUAGGCGGAAUGUUUUUGACUUCUGGUGUUUUAUUUUGUGGCAUUAUCAAAAAAUUUUAUUACUUGAAAGAAGAAUUUUUCCCAACUGGUGCGAUAAUUCAUUUCAUUAUUGCAGCAUUCUUUUUUGUUUAUGGAAUCCUUCGGAUGACAAAAUGCGGUGCUAAUACUAUUACAAAAAUCAAAUACUUCUUAAGGGUGAAUAUCAUGAAAGUCAUCUUUAUUAUUUUAAAUGCAAUUUAUUUGCCAAUUUUCCAAACUAUUUUGAAUUCAAUGAUGACAAUUAAAGAUGUCUGCCCGGAAGGAACUAAUCCAUAUUCCUAUUAUGGUAUUGCAUACUUUUCAAAGUACUUUUCUUGUAUUGAAGUAGAAAACAUUUCCCAAAGUAAUAAUGAAAAAAGGUUUAGAUUUAAUCUUGCAACAACAGCAAAAGAUUGGUAUAUAAGUAUGGCUGGUCCACUUCUUUUUUGUAUCAUUUUUAAUACAAUCUUUUAUCCAUUAUUAGUCUAUUUUAUCAUCAAAUUCAUGCAUAAUGAGGUUGGAGAAAAAAUACACACUUAUUCAAAUGCAGGUGCAAGUUUAUACAAUGAUUAUUGUAUAAAAUUCAGGUACUGGCCACUUGCAAACUUAUUUUAUAAAUUGGUUAUUGCCACAAUUCGAAUAAUAACGAAUUAUUAUGUUCCUAAAUUGAUGCUAUUAUUAUCAUUUAUAUACCUUGGAUAUGGUGUUUUGAUAUUCUUCUUGAAACCAUUCGAAAAUAAGUUUAACAAUUGGAUUGAAAUUGCAAACAAUGGAUUAAGUCUCAUUUUCUCAUUCUUACCUGUGGCUGCAUCAUUCGGGGCAAAUGUUCCUCAAAUUGUUAUGACAAUAAUGAGUACAGUUGAAACCGCAAUAUCCAUUGUGAUAUCAAUAGUUGCUUUUAUUCUUGAUAGGAGAAGUAGUAAAAAUGAGAAAAAAGCUUCAAAAUGGGACGAACUAAAUGCAAACGAGGUCAUGGAAAUAAUUAUUCUUAAGUACUUAAUUGUUUAUAUGUAUUUUGGAGCGUUAGCAGCAGGAUUAUUUUUCGGUUCAAAACUAUUUCCAAGACGUAAAAUUGGAAGAAAUGAUCUUGACCUAAUUCCUACAAAUACAUGUGUUUUCCUUGAAUACCAGACAGAUAUGGAUUUCUUGGAUACAAAUAAUUGCCUUCAUCUUUCAGAUAUCAAAGAUUCUAUUGAGUAUCUCUACUAUAUAUUAAAAUGA
This is a messenger RNA of Trichomonas vaginalis G3, 1725 nucleotides long. RefSeq lists its product as uncharacterized. The transcript has a single exon. The record is from RefSeq and is a predicted model, not a curated record. Lineage: Eukaryota; Parabasalia; Trichomonadida; Trichomonadidae. Bases 1 to 1725 code for a protein of 574 amino acids.